AAGAGUUUCCGCGUUUUAAGUGAAAGUGAAGAACUUUGCCGCUUCCUUAAGGUGAGAAAAGUAAUUCUUAAAAAAUGCACGCAUGUGGUAGUCAUGGAUUUGAAAUACUGUCAAAAGAAUCCGUGAUCACAUGAAAAUGUACUAAAUGUAUAAAUUAGCUCUUCGUUCUAGAACAAUUAGCCAACCGAUGCAAUUUAACAUGGCUUGAUAUCACGAUAAAUGCGCCAGGUUGUUUAUGUUAGGUUAAUUGUAGCUCACUUAAAGUAUUUUAUUUUCAUUUUGAUGGCUGCGAUAAAUGAGGAUUCUCAAGAAACUUUAAUGUAUAAGGGUUAUUUGAGCGAAGAAGAGCGUCUCUGCAUUGUGUUCGAUGUUGAUAACAUUCGCUUCGGUGAAUUUUGCGACUGUAAAAAUGAAAACCAUUUACAAAAUUCAUAACGAGUGCUCAGUGGGACAAGUCUUGAUUGUUGAAAACAGAAAUGAGCGAUACUAUUUUACCAAAAAUGAGAUUAUACUAUUGGCAAUGUUUGCAUUUACUGUGUAAAGCUUUUGAGAAAACAUUAGUAAUUAUAAUAUAGCUGACAAUUGUGUUAAUGUAUUCCGCUCUCAUUGUUUUAGACAGACCUCGCCACACGAUCUUCACACUGUUUGGCAAACAUUGCACGUAAUUCGCCUUGUUUUGUGCUUUUACUCGAAGGUGACAUUUUUCAAGCAAUGAAACUUUUCAUUUUCGAUAGAUGUGAAAUGUGGUUUAAAUUCAAAAUUACACGUAUCCGAAUAGACCACGAAAAUAUACCACUUUUAAAUCGUCUAACUCUUUGACAAGCGUAAACCGCGAAGACUCGAUGGGUAUUUAAAAUUUUUAUGAUUAAAAAAUAAGCGAGAUAAAUGCAAUAUCUUAAAAAUUGUCGAAGACUGCCUUUCUCUAAACAGAUAAAUUCUACUGUUUUAUUAUAAGUGUUCGCUUAUUUCGGUUAGUUUGCGUGGGUUUUAUAUGUAAAUUAUGUGGAACCAUACACUAAUGCACUAUCUGUAUUCGGUUACCUUUUAUGGUUGUUAGGAACUUAGUUUUAAAAUAAUUCAGGUUCUUAGAUAAUACCAAGUGAGGUUAAUAUUGUAAUUGCAUGUCUUCCUCUAAGGGCUUUGUUAUUUUUCAAGUUUAUUUGUUAUUUUGAUUACUUGCUGAUGUGGAGAUAGAUGGACGACCAAAUAAAAAAAAUGGGAACCCAAAAUUCAAGAUGAGCAGGCCUUGAUUGAUUUUUAGCUGAAGUUGUUCUAAGAUCCAAGAUGAAACAUACCUCAGGCUCCAACUUCUGUAGCAAAAUAAUUAUUUUUCAGGCCUCAAUACUGGGAGUGUUUAAACAUGUUUACAUGCAGACUAAACAUUAUCCAAAAAAAGCAUUGGAGAGCACAAUUUGUGGUGCCCACAAUGUGAGUCUUGUUUGAGGCUUAUAUGCACAAUUUUAAAACUAACUUUUGCAAUGAUGAUACUUUAUUUUUAAGAAUGUCAUGGGCUUGGCUGGGCCCAGUAGAGAAAGACAAAAAAUUGAUGGUCAAAGUUACUGAUAACAGCUAACAUGGCAACUUGUGAUGGAAGUACUGCAACUUUGGAGAACCUUGGUCAGGGACUCUUUGGCAUUCAAUUGGAGGUGAAUUACAUUAUUUAUACCACUGAUGAUAUUUCUUUUAUAGUUAUGAAGAAAAUUUUUCGUUGUUUAAUAUAAAAUGAGUUAAUUUGCACUGACCUUUGUUAGGUGACUGAAAAAUUGCUGGAAGCAGAGAAGAAGAAACUAACUCAGUUAGAGCUACAGCUUGUUGAAGAAUCAGGAAGUGGAAUAAGUGGUGUUGAGAAGGUAAGUUUAACUUAGGAUAAAUGAAUAAAGGGGGGUAAGUUUCAAAACAAUCUGUGGUGCUCUAUUGGCAGGGGGGAUACAAGAUAAUUUGGCUUUAUCAACUGAGCUGAUGAUGUAAAUUGGCUACCCUAAAAUCAGUUUCUAAUGCUGACACUUAAGAGGGUAAGCCUUCGGUCAGAGCAAAAUAUUAUGUUAAUUGGUAUGGGUAAAGUCAGUUUCUAGAGCUGACAUUUUAAGCAUUAGCACCUUGUCAGAGCAAAAGAUAAUGUAAAUUGGCCACUGUGCAGAGUUUCCUCGGCUGAUGUUUCCAGCAUCAGCCCUUUGUCUUUCGCUCCGAGGAAGGGUUAAGGCAUUGAACAUCGGCUUUCAAAACCCUUUAUGCCAGCCAAUUUAUAUCAUUAACUCAGUUGAUAAGGUCAAAUUAUCAAGUUUAAGGUAACCCUGUGCUGAAUCUCCUUGCAGUUUUUUAAAUCCAAGCGACCCAGAGAUUUCGGUCGAAAAAUAAUUUUCUUGCUGUUCUGGAUAGAUCGUUUUAUUUGAAGUUUUUUCAAAGAGUAAAAGCAGUACCUAUGAUUCUUUUUCUUUUUUUUUUCUUUUUUUUUUUACAGGAAAAAGAGUUAACCCGCCAAAAAUCAAACUAUGCGUAAGUAAAGUUCAAAUUCAGUAUUUAUUGGUCUGAUUUGGAUUUUAGAAGUAACACAUCCAAGUGGUGUUUCUUCUUAAAUUGCAUCAUUGACUCUGUAGGUUAAGCUAAAAUUUAAAAUGUUGAUUUUUGUGGAUUUGUGCAAACUUGCAGACUGUUGCAUAAUAAUUAUUCCUAAAACAUACAGGUGUGGACUGUAUAGUUAAGCUUUGUAUUUUCAUCUGUGCAGACGCUUGUCAAUACAGCAUCACCAGCUUGCCAAAGAAUAUGAGGAAGCUGCAAGAGGUCUGUUGAGAAGAUCAACCAAGCAGAGAAAGGUAAUUGUACACCUUAAAAUAAUUUACUGUGACUUUGUUACUUUAAACAUUGUCUAUUUUUAUCAAUUAUUUGAUCCUUAUAUUUAUCAUAUUUAAAUGUUUUUAAGCCUUUUUAUACACUAUUAUUUUAUACUUUGAUUUAAAAUAAAGAAGGAAAUGUGCAUGUAGACUGUAUUAUAUUUCAACAUAAACAAGGUGAUUGUAAUUGGGAGGGAAACAGUAAGAAGAACACUGUAAUAAAUAUUCCUCGCCUUUGAUUUUAUUUUUUUCUCUUUCUGUUGUAGUCUUCAAGAAGUGUUCCAUCUCUUGGUUUUAAGCAAACCGUCAAAGCAAGGGUAAAUAUGCUAGACUUUCAUGAGGCAUUGUUAAAUUUAAACUUAUAGCUGUGAGUAUUGUUAUUAAUAUUCACAUAUACUACAAGUAAAUCACAUGUAGUAGACAGUUAAUUGUAGUAAAGUUCUUUUAAGAAUUUAAUAGUUAUUAAGCAAAAUGCAUCAAAUCUCUUCAUUGAUGAAUAGCAUGUAUUAGCAUUAUUUUCUAUGUUAAGGAAGUUCUUAUUUGAUCAUCAUUUAGCAAGGAUGAUUAAAACAAUUUUGAUGUUAAACAACCUAUCCCCAAAUUUUUAACCUGAAAAGUAAAUAGUAAUCAGGUGAAUGAAUCUUAGAUAUGGCUCACUUUGUUUUUUCAGCCUACCAUCUUUGGAAAUUUGGUGGAUGAAGAUUGGGAAAAUCACAAUAGAUCUGUAAGAAUUCAAAUAAUUUGAAAUUUUAAUCAUUUUGAUAUUUACAGGUAUACAGAGGCUUGCCUUUUAGUUGCCAAAAAUUAUGAACUGGUCGCUAAAAAUUACCAGUAAAAGGAAACACUUUUUUCAAUUGAAUCUAAUGUAUUAAAACUUCUGAUCACACCCCUUUUGUAGCAGUAUGAAUGAUAUUUAUUUUGGGGGGAUUUCAUCUCAUCUCAAGAAAUAUUAAUAAAAGAAUAAGUAAUAAAAGAAACAAAGAAAAAAUAUUCUUGACGAAAAUGUCAGAGCAGAAGUGAUAUAUUAAGCAUCAAAUGAAAAUGGUUUAAAUUAUCUCACUGUAUAAACUAAGUUAUGAAGUUAACACAUUAUGAUUUGUUUCAUGACUACCAAACACAGCUGGUUACCAAGAAUUAUAGACUUACAAUACAUGUCCAGUUUUAUUGCUGCAGAAACUGUAGUUUUCAAGUUGACUGAAGCAUUACAGCUUGAAAUCAGCUUGCCUAUGGAUUAACGUUGUGAUCAAAACUACAUGACGUUUUUUCGUUGACAGAACCUUAUAUUAAGUACAAUAUUAAAGCUGAAUAUUUGUUUUCAUCAGUAACAAUACAAUGUGAGAUGAAUUACAAUGAAACUUCUCUCGGUAUAAUGCUGAAUGUUAAUGAUAUUGAUAUUGUGAUAUUGAGAACAAGUAGCACUUGUUAAGUAAUUGUUUCUUGAUGGGUUAGGGCUCUAUUGAAUCAGUAUUAUCACCCUAUUCAAUACUGACUUGGUUGUUUUGUUUUUCUCUCUCUUAGUCUGUGAAGAAGAUCAGUAUUACGCCAUCAAGAACACCAUCUCUCCCUUCAAACCUCUCAGAGGUAUGCCUUCAGAUUUACAUGUGAACUGCUUUUUUUGUCAACCCACAGAGUAUCAGAUGCAAACCCUACCAUAAUUAAUAUAUAAUUGCUGAGUGUUCUUAUGAGUUGUGCCAUAUUUUUAUGAGCCUGUAGGGCAAGUCAAAGUAGAUACAACAAGUAAUCAGUUAUUUUUUUAUCCUACUGUUUUUUUUUUCUGCCAAGUCUUCCUGUUUAUUUCUCAUAAGGCAGGAAAAGCAAAGCAGAUAGAGAAGUGAAGCACCUGCUGCCAACUUGUUCAACAGGUUUUUUUACAGUACAAAAAAAAACAACUGUCCAUGGCAAAUAACUGUACAAUAAAUUGUAGGAUACUUUUACUCUAUUUGCGGGUUAUUUGUACUCUACUUUGAGUAGUUGGAUGAUAAUAAUCAAGUGAUAUUUUGUAUAUUCACCUACGCUGUACAUCUGGUACUAUGGGGGAAUAUUCUAAAGAUUGUUUUUUCUUCAGUCAGUUAUUUGUGUUUUUGUAGGAUGUUAUGUUUGAGGAUGGACAUAUUACAGCUGGUACCCUCAGUGGUCUUAUUCAGCUCUUGGUUCCUCUUCCAAAUUACUACCCAGAUGUAAGCACUGUACUUUUUGUUUUUGCAAAGGCCAAUAAAUUCCACAAAUACUUUUAAAGUAGACUGAUCUCCCUCAAAUUAUCACCAGGGAGAGUGAAUUGCAAAUACCAACUGUAAUGAGAGCUGCUCCAUUUUAUCACCCAUUUGGACUAAUUUGCUUUGUUGUUGGGCUGAUUGCAUAUGGUCUUCUUAUGGAAUUUAAAUAUCUAAGCUCUCUGGUCGAAUUACAUGCAGUGACUCCCUAGAUGGUGUUGUUUUGCAAUGGGGCAAAAGUAAAAACCUUCCUAUUGAUAUGCUGGGAGAGUCAUUUAUUUGGUCAGAUGUGCUUUGAUAUUUGAAUCCCCCUCAAAAUAUAUACUUAAAAGUUAAUCCUUUAUUAGAUGUUCCUGGUAAUGACUUUUCAACCCCCAAAUCACACAUACAUGUUGUACAGUUGGGCCACCUGUGGUGUACUGUAAUUUUAUUUGCAGACUUUAUCAAAUACUUUACUUCAUGUGACGCUUGCAAUGAAAGACAAAACUUCGAGGGGUGUCGCUAGGUGUGUUUUCUAAGUGUCGCUGAUGUGGGGACUAUUUUACCGGUCGUAGUGAAACCACGAAAAACCAAGAUGACGAUUAACGGUGUUUAUUUAGAUCGCGAUCACGAUCGUAAACUGAAAUUACAAUGAUAUUAUAACGAAUGCAUGAAUCUACUUGAAUUGGUGCGAAAGGCAUGAAAGAAAUGCUUUACAUGCCUAUGUCAAUAACGCGAUUAAAAUUACAACAAUGAACGUGAAUUAACAUAAACAAAUAAUAAAAGGCUAAAUUAAAACUACUCGAGAUUCAAAGAUCGGCUACAUGAUGACCAUUUGUGGCUGAUUAACAGCCCAAAGACUAAAAUGUGGGCGUUGCUGUGUGAGCGUCUAGUUAUUUCAAAUUACUCUUUUGAUUUCAAGAUAAUUAGUUGUACUAUUGUACAACACAGUACAUACGUGUGCUAUUGCCCAAGGAGAAAAACUAAACUUAAACAUAUUGAAAUAAAACUAACAAAAUCACUUACAUAUCGGUCCCGCUUGUGCCAAAGGUUUGGAAGGAAAGAACGAAGUACUGCUGUUCAAGGUGAAAUCUUGCAAAACUCUGGCUUAAAGGGACGCUAACUUAGCUUUUAUAUGUGCGUGGUGACGCUAAAAGAUCCGAUUACAAACCAAUAGGAAAAAGAUAAACAUUGUAACUACGAUCGUAACUAGGCAAACAAAGUAAUUGAUAAUUGAUCUAAUCAAAAAACUGUUCUUUUGUUCGAUAUCCUCAACACUUCAGUUAUAUAAGUGCACUUUGCAAAUGGCAAAUUGUAGGAAUAGUGUGCUACAUGUAAGUAUACAAUUCUUACAAAUGGUCCUUUGCACAGUCAUGUGUGAGGUACAUGUCAUUAUUUUUCAAGAGUUUUCAAAGUAAGUAAUGGUCUUGCAUGUUUUCAACAAAUUUAUUAUACAAUAAAAUUAUAUUAAUAUUUUAUUACUACUGCAGUUUAAGUGAUAUUAAGUUUCUAGUAAUCUUAUUUUUCUCAGAGGACAUAUGUGUUUGCAUUUCUACUCUGCUCAAGGCUUUUUGUUCUUCCCAGUGAAUUGAUGUCAAGAGUUUCAAAGGUAAAAAAGAAAGUAAUCAAUUAGCUCAAUGUAGAUAGUUAAGUAACUACAGGUAAAUGAUUGAUCUGAAUCCAUUUGUCUUUGAAAUUGUAGUCUUGUGCUGAGCAGAUAAAGAAAGCCCCUUCUGAAGAGGUGUGUGAUCUGUUGUGUUGAAAAAAGAUGAUGUUAACAUGUAGGUAAUGUUAGUUAAAGUGGAACUAUGUCCACCAAGUAUUGCAAGUUGUCUUUAACUUGAAUGUUAUAUUUUAUCUGAAUUGUUGUGAGAUAAUUGAUGGGAUUAACUUUUCAGCUCUAUUAUAAAUGGUUUUUUUUCUUAGAUAAUUGAUUGGAUUACCUUUUCAUCUCCAUUACAAAUGUUUUUUUUGGUUUGAUAAUUGAUGGGAUUAACUUUUUUGCUCCAUUAUAAAUGUUUUUUUUUUUUUUUUUGGAUAAUUGAUGGGAUUAACUUUUCCGCUCCAUUAUAAAUGUUUUUUUUUUUUUUUUUUGUGAUAAUUGAUGGGGUUAACUUUUCAGCUCCAUUUUAAAUGCUUUUUUUUUUAUCAUUCCAAUUUCAGACCAAGGUGCUUGCCUUUAAUUUGGUGCAACUAUUGAGGUAAUCUUUCAAACACUUUUUAGAAAUAGGGGAAAAGCUCAGUUUCAUUCAAUAUGGUCAUUUGAGACAAAAUUGUGGUAUGAACCCUCACUAAUGGCCAUUUGAACAGGAGAAGGAUAAAAAUAAAACUGUCAGUUCUGUUAAGUUUAUUAUUUAAAUUGUGAUAUUGAUUUUUAGUUAACCCUGCAACUCCCAGAAGUGAUUAACAUGAAACUUCUCCCUAUAAUAUCCACACAUUAAUCAGCAAAUAGGUAAUGAGAAUAUUCAAACUUAUCAGGUAGAAGCUGCUGUCUUGAUCUAGCACCAAGUUCUCAUAACUAGUUUAUGAGAAAAUGUUAAGCAGCUAGAAAGGAGAAUUAACAAUCAGAUCUUGGGAGUUAACGUGUUAAAGUUCUGUUCUCAGGAGUUCCUUCAAAUGGAACAAAUGAUGACUGGCCCCUUACGGUGUAAUUUAUCUAUACAGUGAAUGGACUGAGACAUUUCCAAAUGACUUUAAAGAUGAAGUGAUGAUGAUGCAUGUCAAAGACAUCACCAGUUACUGUGCAUCACUCACUGUGGUAUGUCACUGUUUGUUCUUCAAGUUUACCCUCAAUAUGCAAACUUUUCCCUUCUGUUCUUACUCCUUUAUUUGUAUUAAAUUAAAUACAAAACAAAACAAAACAAAAACAAUGAAGAGAAAGGUACAUGUAAUUGAAAGAAAAACAUAAAGAUAGAUUCUUUUGUGAAAGACAAUAAUAAUACCAAUGUAUUAUGAGUUCCUUUUUGUCAUCAAAAACUUUGUUUGUUGAAAUUUGUGUAAAACAAAUUAAAGUAGUUUGAGAAGUAAUUUAGGUUGCUCCAAUGUCAGUCACUACUUUAGCCAAGAGUACCCUGACACAGACCAUCAACAGUGGUCAGUGUUCUGUAACACGAUAAUGUGAUCAUUACAUUUAUUUUCAUUUAACUAUUUUGGUUACUUGCUUCAUAAGGAAUUAAGAAGCAUGGUUGGACAGAUGACUCAGUCCCUCUUUCAGAAGGUGCGCCAAAACUUUUUAAUAAAAUUUUUGCUUAAGAUAGACUUAAAUUAAGCACUUUACUGUAUCACUGUUAACCCUUUAACUCUCACUGAGGAGUGACCAGGACAGAAUUUCUCCUCUCAAUAUCUAUACAUUAUCAAACAGACAAGUAAUGGGAAGAAAGAAAAAAUAUGGAUUUGAGGAUUUUUAAUUUUUCGAAUAUCAAAUUCUCUGAACCAACAUCACAAGAUUUGUAUGGCAGACAAUAAGGAGAAUGACUAAUGAGAUCUCAGGAUUGAGAGUGCUAUUGUCGCAAGAAACUUAGUACCUUUUCUCUUCCGCAGUGAAAGUCCUCUCUGAGUUCAAUUGACUCUUCUAGCUUGAGCUUUUUAAGGGGGUUGCUGAGGAAUGAGUCAUUUCCAUCGAAACUGAGAACUUGACUUUUGAUUUAAUUUGGCCGAUGCCAAUGAUUUAAUUGGAUGCUUUUUUUUUUCAUUAUUAGUGUGUGUUUGAUCAUUAUAGUUUGUGGGACUGAACCUGGCCGGACAUUUGUAAAAUUCUGUGUUCGAUAAGUUUUAUUUUAAACCCAAAACGUGAUUUGAUCAUCUGUCACUAUUGCAGCUUGCAUUGUUGAAUAAAUAUGAAGAGAUCCUGUUAAAGGCAACAGCGGCUGCUGAAGACAGAAAGCUGACAGGGUCCACCAAGUACAAAGUAUGUUGGCAAAGUUUUUUUUCCGGAUCAUAUUCGAUUAAAAGUGAGUGAUGUUUGAUAAGAAAAAGUGAAUAUUUGAGUGUUUAACCCUUUGGCCCUUAGGAGUGACCAGCAUCUAAUUUCUCCUUACAAUUUUACCUCUGAGUUAAACAUUAAGGUCAUGAGAAUGAAGGAAAGGAUCCAACCAGAGAAGUUCUUGAUUGUUAAACUAAUUCUCCUUAUCCGCACCUUAGGAAAAGUAUAGAGAACAGUAUGGAGAAUAUACAUAUUGAUGAAGGGCGUGAGGGGUUAAUCGAUGUGAGCGCCAGUGGUGAGAUGUAACUGCCUUGAUACGUUGUUGUUUCCCACAGAGCGUUCUCGAGGUCUGUCCUAAUCCAGUGAUUAUGGCUCAACAGUUGUGUCACAUUGAGUUGGUAAUUAUUACUAAAUCAGUCUCGCAUUUUUCACUCGUUGAGAAUUGUAAUAAUCUUUGGAAUACUGUUAUUAUACCGUUUUAUACUGGGUAACCUAUUUCAAUGUACCAACAAACUGUUACAUUCUAUCACAGGAAAGACUUGCUAAUAUUGGACCAGAGGAGUUUGUGCAAACUUUUAUUCCAAGAGAUGAAGCGGACUUAAGAGUAAGAUUGAUCAACUUGUCUGGGAAGCUGUUUAUUUAUUUUCUUUUUAUUGAGUUAACAAGAUUAAGUUUUUUUUUUUUUUUCAUUUUUCUCUCUUUCAGAUCUUCAUUUGUCCCUUUCGUUAAUGCAUUCUCCCAUUCGUUUCCUUGAUUCAUUAAUAUUUUCCUCUUUCAGUCAACUCUCAGCUAUAUCAAAAGGACAAGCAACUUAGAAGCCUACAUUGAAUGGUUCAAUCGACUUGGUUAUUUAGUGGCAACUGAAGUCUGUUUGGUAAUUAUAAAAUUCUUAUGAACUGAGUUUGAUCGGGCCGGACGGGAAAAUAUUUGGCUCCCGGUCAUACGGACCUCGUUGUGUUUGGUCUGUUUUCCCGACCUGUCCUCCGACUCGGUCAAUAACUACAUAAUAGUUGUAUCCUCAUUGGUUCAUUUGUAAUUGCGUUUUUGCUACUCUAUUAUACAAAUAGAUUCCAUUUUGCAGUGCGUGUGUUCAGUAAUCCAUCACAGAUGAGGUCAAAAUCUGGUUAAAACAACGAAGUGGCACAUCACUUGCAGCCGAGUCUGUCACUGAUGUUCUUACGAAAUUUUGACGUCUUCUGAUACCUUUUAUUGUUAAGACGCACGUCAAUGUGCAGUCUAUUUUUUGUGAUAAAAAGCUACAUUUUGUUAAUGGUGACGUCAUCUGUGCGUCUGUCCUCUGAUAGAUCAUGCGUAAGAACCAAUCAAAUUCCGUUUUUGUUUCAGUUUAUCAUAUAAAGAUAUAUUGAUUACUUUGUUUAGGGGAACAAAAAGAAAAUCAGGGCCAAGAUCAUUGAAUAUUUUGUAGACGUGGCUACCGAGUGUUAUGACAGAGGAAACUUCAAUUCAGCCAUGGCCAUUAUUGGUGAGAAAAUGUUUCGUUUGGUGUAUUACCUGAUGUCCAAUACGUAAUUUAUUUCUGCCUGCGAUUACCACGGUAUUUUGUUGGGGAUGCAAUUAUACCUGAAAGUUUUCUGAAUGUUUUCUUACAUGUAUAACGAAUUAUAAAUGCAAUGAUCACAAAACAAUGAUGAUUUUUGAAACGCUGUUUCGAUUCACUGAUUAGUGAAAUAUUCAAAACGAACUCAUGUAUUCCCCUUCAUUCUUAGCCGGAUUGAACAUGAGUCCUGUGACAAGAUUAAAAAAGACGGUGAGAUUCUUGAAUACUUAGUUUUACUUUUUCGGUUUUGACUUCUAACAGCUAGUAAUUCCGGAUCAAUGUCGAGUUUCUUACUUAUGAUCAAAUUUGUUGUGCAGAACUAUGGUUAUAGCAGAAGAAACAGGGUUGCAAAGUUCUAGUUAUCUAGCAUCUAAUUUCUCCUUACAAUAUCAGCUCUAAAUCAAACAUAAUGGUGAAGAGAAUAAAGGAAAUGAUCACCAACUGUAAAAGCUCUUGAUAAUUGAACAAAUUCUCCUUUUCAGCGCCUUAGAAAAUAAAAAGGGAACAGUAUGGUGGAUUUGCAUUCUGAUGUUAGGGUUAAUUAACGAAACUUGUGCUCGUUUAUAGUGGUCCAGAGUAAAGUGUAGAAAGUUUGACAGACUUGAACGCGAGAUGAACCCGGCUUCGAACUUUGCUUGUUAUCGAGCGAUGUUCAAAAUGGCUGUUGAGAGCACCGGGGGUAGGGUGAGUAGCAUUUUGUCUUUGUUAUGCAAAGAGAGACCAAUGGGUUACCUCAACGAUGAAUCUGAGCAAUUGUUCCUGAUUUUUUUUGUUUUUUUUUGUUUUUUCAGUUUGAAUACUCCAUUCCUUUCUUCAGCCUGUUUGUUAAAGAUGUUUAUUUUCUCAACGAGGGCCACUCAAACAGGUUUGAAAUAAGUUUCUUUAAUGUGCAUAAUUCAUACUUUUUGCCAACGUGAUUUUCGGCGUUAUCUACUUUAUAUGUAAUUAUUGAUCACAACUGGAUAGCCAACGGUGCUUUUCUUUCAAUAUUCCUUCGCAGACUUCCAAAUGGACACAUAAAUUUCGAGGUAGAGACAUCAUUUGUAUCCAUUUCUCACCUACCUACUUUCCAUAAAGCCUCCUAAUCGAUAAAAAGUUACUCACAGAUUAUAUAUUCAGUACUUUUUCCUUUCACUGUAACGUACAAAGGGUGACGACAGUCGGUGGGAAGAUCAACUUUGAAGUUUGCUUACAUGUUUAUCAAAGUCAAUAGCUAAAGAUUUUUAAACUCUAUACUGUCGUCAUUUCUGUCGUUUUCUACUCUCCCCAGUCCCGCUCGUGGUUAUCACGGUUGUAAGUUUUUCCUUAUUUAAUUUAAAUUUGCUUUCUGGUUUUGCAGAAAUUCUGGCAACUAUCAAAACUGAUAACAAAUUUUGUAACAUGGAAGGAAGCAGCUGUAAGUUACUCACUUUUCUUUCUUUAUUUUCAAAGAAUUCCUUUCCCUUUCUCACUUUUCGACUUCUUCUCUUUGUUCCUUUUUUCUUCCUUCUCCUCUCAUUCAUCAAUUUAUUUCUCUUGAAUUACUCUAUAAUUAAUUUGAACAUUCAUUGUCAGAGAUAUGACUCUCUUGCAAAAGUAAUUAAUAGAACUAUAACUGUGAAGCCAUAGAGAUGAUAGAAAUUAGUUUAUUCGUAUAUUUUUUCUAUAUUCUCAGUGUAAAUAUGACCGCAGCAGGGCCGUUUUGAAUUACUUGAUGACUGUCCCAGUGUUGUCUGAAAAGAGUAAGUUAUAAAUAAAAUCUACCUGUUUUUCAGCUGGUUGUUUGGUAGAGAGACGUCGGGAAUGCAAUUGAUUUUCCUAUCAUUAUGAUAUUAUUCUAGACAUCAGUGAAUUUGAUCAACUAUCUUUCGUAAUCUCUUAUCCCUUUACCUCCGAAGGUCUGAUUUUUCAUUCUCCCCUCUGGCUGCUACACAUUUAUUUGCAAAUUAGUUGUUGAUCCUGUCACUGGUCAAGUGUGCUCACAACAGAAUCGUGAAUGCGAUGUUUUGUCGUGUCCGGGUCUUUGGUUACUGAUCGCUUUUUUGAUUUGGUACAUCCAAUGCAUCGCCAACGCCGUUUGUAUGUGGCAAUUUGACUUUAUGAAAAUCAUCCCCUCACCUUACACUGUGAGCGGCCUCGUCUGUUGUUGUUGGCAGUAGAUGAGGUUUCGGAAGUUUUCUUUCAAUUAUUUGUUUUAACUUGAUGUCCCUGAUCGGUGUUAAAAUUUUUAUAUUUAGAUUUAGCUUUGAUGUCGUAUGAAUGUGAAGCACCUGAAACACAGUUCGAGAAAGAAAGACGCAAAUCUCUAAGGUAAGUUCCGACGUAAUCACCACAGUGCCUUCAUCUUGUCACCAUUGCAAAACUUUAUUUGAAUUGGUGCUGCAACCCAAAGCACUUUUCUCGUUUUCAACUUGGAAUGAUACCUUUGUUGUAUCUCGUGUAUGUCUAAAGAAUGAAAAAGCCUAUUUCCCAACAGUUUCGAGACUUUUUUUCUACUUUGUUUUUUUAUCAAAGUUGCGGACUACUCUUUUCUCUUUCCAGGUGUGAAAGAAAUGCGGAGAGAAAAUGAAAAGACAUUUCCUGAAAGUAAAUGUUUCGAGGCAUUUGUAUUUAAGUAAGCGUUUAACCUGCAUCACAGUGUAAUCGAAAACAAAAAAGGAAAAACCCAACCAAAAAAGUAAUAAGUCUAAACUUGGAGGAAACUGCAUGAAAUAAUUAACCUCCUGUCCAGUACAUCUAGACUCCUUCGCCCAAAACUGUAUUUAUUUUUUUCCUUUUUUUCGGAUUUAUAUGCCUUUUGAUGGAAAAACACCCAUUCCAGUUUUAAUAGAUCCCUCACUCAAGGUUAAAAAAAAAAACACGUGAAUUGUAUUUUAUUGUUGGGGUUGUAAACUUCUAUAAACUAUCGUCUUUGCCUAAAACUCGUUGAAUUACGAGGCAAAUGAGUUGUUUUUCUCACUUUCUGUUUUCGAACGAAUUUUGUAAAUGAAGGUAGUGAUUGACUUUUCGUGUGAUUGAUGUUAUAUCUGAAUAUACUUGCAAGAGAUGCAACGUACUCGAAUUUUCAAUAUUCUAAAAAUAAUUUCUUAUUCUUAUUGUAAUAUAUUACCAGAAGUGUUUAAAAUGUCCGCUGAGAAUUCAAUUUGACUUCGUUCUGAUAGUUUUUAAGAUGUAUAGAGUAGUCUAAUAUUUAAAAAAGUAGACUUUUUGCUAUGAAAGGUUCAGAAGAAGCUUUAUGCAGAGUUCAUUUUCAGAAAUAUUACAAAAUAAUAAAAAAAUAGUUGCUGAAUUUCUAGGAUAAGUGGUAAGUUUUAUACAUUGCAAAAGUUGAUGUCAUUUAUUUGCACGUAGGUUGUAGAAGAAUGAGCGCCUAUUUUGGGUGAAACUAGUUUUUAAAUUUUAAAAGUUAUGAAGAACUCAGAGUUCAUUGAGUAUUAACCGUAAUUUAUUGAUUAUUAUCAUUCGACAUUUUCACUUGCGUGAGUGAGCGUU
Molecule: messenger RNA, 13968 nt
Organism: Pocillopora meandrina
Lineage: Eukaryota; Metazoa; Cnidaria; Anthozoa; Scleractinia; Pocilloporidae
Source: the annotation of a GenBank genome assembly